CUGGUGCGCGCCGCGCCGGGUCCGCGGUCCGGGCGCGAUGGCGGCGCUGGGCGGGGACGGGCUUCGCCUGCUGUCAGUGUCGCGGCCGGAGCGGCAGCCCGAGGCGGCGGCGCUGGGCGGGCCGGGCCCCGGGCUGUGCUGCUGGGUGUCGGUGUUCUCCUGCCUCAGCCUGGCCUGCUCGUACGUGGGCAGCCUCUACGUCUGGAAGAGCGAGCUGCCCAGGGACCACCCCGCCGUCAUCAAGCGGCGCUUCACCAGCGUGCUGGUGGUGUCCAGCCUGUCGCCCCUGUGCGUGCUGCUCUGGAGGGAGCUCACGGGCAUCCAGCCAGGCACAUCCCUGCUCACCCUGAUGGGCUUCAGGCUGGAGGGCAUUUUCCCAGCAGCGCUUCUGCCACUGCUGCUGACCAUGAUCCUUUUCCUGGGCCCGCUGAUGCAGCUCUCUAUGGACUGUCCCUGCGACCUGGCUGAUGGGCUGAAGGUUGUCCUGGCACCCCGCUCCUGGGCCCGCUGCCUCACGGACAUGCGCUGGCUCCGGAACCAAGUGAUCGCGCCGCUGACGGAGGAGCUGGUGUUCCGCGCCUGCAUGCUGCCCAUGCUGGCCCCGUGCACGGGUCUGGGCCCCGCCGUGUUCACCUGCCCCCUGUUCUUUGGAGUCGCCCACUUCCACCACAUAUUUGAGCAGCUGCGUUUCCGCCAGAGCAGCAUGGGAAGCAUCUUCUUGUCUGCGGCGUUCCAGUUCUCCUACACCGCCGUCUUCGGAGCCUACACGGCUUUCCUCUUCAUCCGCACAGGACACCUGAUUGGCCCUGUCCUCUGUCACUCCUUCUGCAAUUACAUGGGCUUCCCUGCCGUGUGCGCCGCCCUGGAGCACCCACAGCGGAGGCCCCUGCUGGCCGGCUACGCCCUGGGCGUGGGACUCUUCCUGCUCCUGCUGCAGCCCCUCACAGACCCCAAGCUCUACGGCAGCCUGCCCCUGUGCGCACUCCUGCAGCGGGCAGGAGACUCAGAGGCCCCCCUGUGUUCCUGACCCAUGCU
Messenger RNA from Elephantulus edwardii (Cape elephant shrew), 1035 nucleotides. RefSeq names its product Ras converting CAAX endopeptidase 1 (gene RCE1). Gene Ontology annotation, molecular function: metalloendopeptidase activity. NCBI's taxonomy places the organism in Eukaryota, Metazoa, Chordata, Mammalia, Macroscelidea, Macroscelididae. The record is from RefSeq and is a predicted model, not a curated record. Gene Ontology annotation, biological process: CAAX-box protein processing. Gene Ontology annotation, cellular component: endoplasmic reticulum membrane. The transcript is spliced from 8 exons. Bases 38 to 1027 code for a protein of 329 amino acids.